Molecule: messenger RNA, 7586 nt
Organism: Ruditapes philippinarum (Manila clam)
Lineage: Eukaryota; Metazoa; Mollusca; Bivalvia; Venerida; Veneridae
Exons: 18
Coding region: 1-4215 (1404 amino acids)
Biological process (GO): intracellular transport; Golgi vesicle transport; actin filament network formation
Cellular component (GO): cell cortex; cytoplasmic vesicle membrane
Molecular function (GO): actin binding
Source: RefSeq, a predicted model, not a curated record
AUGAAUAUCCAAUCUCAGGCUUCAAAUUAUUCUAAUGAGGAAUUUGUUUCUUUGCAGGAUGUGUUGUAUGCAUUUAACAAUAGUUUAAGUGAAGAACAAUCUUGGGCGGUUUGUUAUCAGUGUGCACAAUAUUUUGAGCAAAAUCCGUCCCAGGAAGUUUUUAGAGAUAUUUAUUAUUAUGGAAUUAUUGCUAUUCGGUUAUCAAAAGAAGGAGAUAUUAAAAUAGAAGUAAACUUCAAUCAGGGUUCUGGAAAAGGUCCCCCUAAAAAAAGAAGCUCAUUUUCACUAAGCCGGGAAUUUAAAACUGUGAUCACGCCAAUAGAUGUACGACAAGCCCUGGGAACUGCAAUAUACAAAGCUUUAGAUUAUGGUCUGAGUGAGUCGGAGGAGCCACACUUGAGUCCGGAACUUGAGGAGCUAAUAGAGUUCCUCACUGAUCACCCAUUACCCACGGACGAUGAUGAAGGUAUAGAUAUAGAGCGAGAUUCCGACCAGGAUAUCGAAGAUAGUCAGAAUAGAGAACAUUCAGAAUUCCAGUACAUCAUUGAUUGUUGUGUUAAACGUCUUUCAAGUCAUCAGAAUGCUCAGCUCCACUACAAGGCUGUGUGCCGUGCCCUCGCCACAGAGACCACGGAACUUGUUACCUUUCUUGAUAACAUUGUUAAAGGACAAGAGAAGUUGGCUACCACUGGUCAUGCUGGUGAUGACCAACCCUCAGUGGACGACCUUGAAAGGUCAGAUUGGGCAAGGUUAUGGGUACAGAUCAUGCGUGAGUUACGGCAUGGGGUACGGUUAAAAAAGGUCGAGCAGGUUCAUCUACUUCCGGUUGAGUUUGAGUUGACACCGUUUGAGAUUUUGCUUGAAGACAUUCGCCUUGGCAGAUAUAAACUGAACCGGAUAAUGGUAAAUGGUGACAUUCCAAGACAGGUGAAAGAUGAUGCUCAUGCUGUAAUACUGGACUUCAUAAGAUCCAGACCCCCACUUAAACCUGUAAAUCGUCGUCAAUUAAAAGAGCGGCCCCUCAACAUGGACCCAAGGGAAUUGCUUUUAGAAAGUAUUCGCAAACCCCAGACGCUUAAGCCUGUCAAGCAAGGCAAGGUUGUAGUUCGUAAGCCAACAUUAGACUGUGAUACAAAUUAUUCCUCAGAGGAAGAGAGUCCAAAACAAGUGAGAAAAGUCAUAAAACCAGUCGCAGCCUUUCAGGUGUCAAAUGGGAGCAAGGAGGUUUCAACUGAUGAUUCUGACUCGUACUUCUCCGAUCCAGAUGAUGAUUAUCGUAACCAUAUCAACGCCCCUGUGAUGUCACCCCUGGAACCUAUUUACCCGGAUGCUGAUGAUGUUACUUGGAAACGUGCCGUUGCAAAAGAUCUUGUUAGACAACCUUCUAAUAACUGUAGCUCUGUAACAAGACGUCAUACAAUAAGUGCCUGUGAUAUAAAAAGUGGGAAAAAGGUACCUUCCCAGCAUGCCCCUCUUCCUGAAGAGGAAGCAGACGAUGUUGUGCAUGGUGGAUAUUUUAAUCGUACUCAUGCUGCAAGAAAAGCUACGAAAAUUGUAUCAUAUCGUAAAAAGCACCACAAUGUACAGCAUGCUAUUAGUGAUAAUCCACAAACAUUCGCUGCACAGAACGGUGUUCCUGAUAGGUCGAAAUCCCCGCUUAGGCAUGUCAGUCAAUGUGUAUUGUCAAAAUCGCAUGGAAAUAUUGUUGACAAUGUAUUUUCAGUUCAUAAUAAUGUGCAUGAUAUGUCGUCUAGUGAUACUUCUCGUUUAUCCCGUUCUGCCAGUGUAGCCUCUAUUUCAGAACCUCAAAGGUGUAAGUCUCCCAGUCGCCAUAUUGGACGCUCUCAGUCACCCAGAAUGCAUGCUGGUAGACCUGAAUCGCCUGUUCGGCAUUUAUCACGUUCAGAAACAUUUACUUGUAGUGUCCCUCGUAAAUCGCGUGUUUGUAUGCGUAGUGAAACCCAUAUAGCAACCCGCUGUGACUCUCCCCAGACUCGUGCUAUGAGACAUUCUGAUAGUUUUCCGCCUCCAAGAUCGGAAAGCCCAAAUCAUUCUUGUAGAGCAGAAUCUCCUAGAAGACAUUCUGUUCAUAUGGUGCAUAAUUCAAAUGACAAUGCAUGUGAAAGUCAAGAUAAAAGUGACAGGUCCCGUAGACAUUCUUUUCAGCAUGCGCAUGGUUUUGUUUCUCAUACUUCUCGUAAUAUGCCAAAUUCUCGUUCAGUUCAGAGGAAUACAAGUCUUACAAGUGCAUGUGUAUCAAAAUCUAAGCAUGAAUCAUCAAAAGAAGCAUGGUCAGAAAAUCACCGUCAUGGUAACAGGUCCAGUUCACAGUUACCGAGUCGAGACCUACCACAGACCAGUAUUGAUAAUAUUAAUUCGAAGCUUAAUAGAAAUUCUUUGUCAAAAUCUGAAAAUAAUGAAUCUUUACAUGACAGUAAAACUUCUUAUCCACAGGAUGGAGUUACUGAUGAAAAAACUGAUAAUGUGACACUUCGAAGGUCAAGGACAGCAAUUGUAAGAGCAAGGUCGCGACCCGAUGUUCGGUCAAAAGAUAUCAAAGAUGAAGAGGAGAAACAUUUCAAGUUAAUUGAAAGUCUUGCUUUAAAAACAGGUCGAACGGAUGAUAGUAAUAGAGCAAGACCUGCCAGUGAAAUUGAAUCAAACGGUAAAACUAGGUCACAGGUUGCCAGAGCAAGAAGCUGUGUUGAUAGGUCUAUGGUAUCAAGAUCUAUUGACAGUAGAAUUCCAGUAAGAUCUGAAAAAACGGCCUCUGGCUUUACAAGAAAAGAUUCGUCUGAGGCUGAAAAUGGUGAAAGUGAGACCCAAUCAAAGCCUAAAAGAGCUGUUAGACUGUCCCGUCAAUCUGCAAUAAGGACUGAAGGUUCAGAAAUAAGAUCAAAAUUACAGAAUAAAACUGCUGGAGAAAAAGCAAGUGAAAAAUCUGAGGUGGAACCUGCCAAGCAAUCAGAAUCUUUACCACGAGAAUCAAGAACUAGACGAGUUGGUAUCGUUGCCAAUGAAAACAAUGUGACUGAUAAAAAUAAUUCUUCUUCAGCAGACGAAAGUGUUAAUAAACAGGAAGUGACAUCAUUUGAAAGGGAGAAUACAUCUCGACGACGUGAAUUCAGACAAGUGAUAAAUAGACCAAUUUUAAGGUCAAGGUCAGAAGUUAGACCGGAAAUGAGGCCUGUAAAAGGUUCUCAUAAUUUACCUGUAGAUUUUGAGCAUAAUAACCUUGAUCAUUUAGAUGAUAAGCACGUUAUUGUACCCCCGCCAGAGUUUAGGGACCCAGAUGAUAACAUUACGCCAACAAAUGAAACAAAUUCGCUCAGUUUCGAUAAUGAAAGUGUUCCAGAUGUGAUUAAGACAAGUCGUGCAGAGUUUAAAGUGGUAGAUUUACUGCAUCAUAAAUGGCAGAAUCCUAUAGAAUGUUUGUCACUGACGCUAGAGGAAGUGACCCAUAUCAGAUGUGUGCUGACAAAAGCUGAACUCGAAAGUUUGAUCACCAAUCAAGACCUGUACCAUCAAGUCAGCAAGGGAAAGGUUUGUUUUACGUGUAAGAAGACCAAGUUUUCCUUAUUUGGCCAGUGGGGAACAAAGUGCAAAUUCUGUCAAAGAACUGUCUGCAAUUACUGUCUCAGAAAAAUGAGUGUCCCAACUGAGCAUUUUGAGAAGAUUCCAGUGUAUACACUCAGUCCCGUCCCCCUUAGUCCAGAAGUGCUAGAGGCCCUCAAAGUAUAUGAAAGCACAGGUUCAGUGCCUCAUAGUCCUGUAACGUCUAGAAAAACAACAGAGGUAGACAACAGUAAAACACCAGAUGAACCAGAAACACCAGUACCAGAUGAGAAUAAAACUGCCAAUAGGAGAAAGUCUCUACAGCGAUCACAUACCAUAGGUGUUGGUGUCGGGUCAAGGCCGCCACCAAAUAAGGCUCUGUUGAAAGGACCACAGAUGAGCAUAUGUUGUGAUUGUAAAACCAUGAUUAUGGAAAUAAUUCGAGCCAGUAGAUCUUCUGUAUCCCUUAUAACAGGCAAGCAGGAGGGUCAAGACGGGGAGAAAAAUAAAGACUCUAUGACCCCUAGAGGUCAAAUUUCAGCAAGGUCAUCAGUAGUAAUGAGACCUAGACAUUUACAUCUGGAAGAAAGACCGAGGCCAAGAUCGAUGCUAGAUAAUUUUAAAUCUUUCAACUUUUCAAAAACAAGUACUGAUGCAUAACGCAGAUAUAUUUAUUCACCAUGUUACAUUAUCCUGACAUUUUGUUUUGCAAUUUACAUUGUUAACAUUUCAUCUCCAAAGUUUUAAAAUAAUGAAAUUUGGUAGAUUUACGGUGAAGAUUUUGUAUCUAAUGUAAUUGGUAAUAUUACCAUUAUUUUGUUUAAUAUCUUUUUUACAUUGAUUAAUAGAAUACUUUUUAGUCAUCCAGUAUAACAUAACUGGUUUAUAAACAAUGCAUCUAUUAUUAUGUUGAAGUAAUUUGGAAAAAGAUAUCAGUUUUGAGUGUGUUAUUGUAAAUUAAUGCACAGAAAGAGUUCAAAUGGGCAGGAAUAUAAUCACAAAGGCCAAUAGGCCCUAGUUGUUGUUUUUCAUGCUCAACUAUUUAUGUUCUUGCAUCAGCAUAAUUUUUUUUUCGACUGAAGUUUUUGGUUAAAGUUUGCGUGCAAUAACAUUUUAGGCUAUAUCUCAAUAAAUCUUGUGUUAUUUUUAUUAUAACUUAACACACAUAGACUUACAGACAGAAAGUCCUAUUACAUAUAGUUAGAAUCUGCAAUCAUGGAAUCUCUGGAAAAAUCUGGCCAAUUUUGCUAAGGAUUCUAUCUCUACGAUAAAUGAUAGGUAUUUAGAAUAUUUUGUUUGUUAGUCACUGACAAGUACCAUAACUCUAGCACCUUUUGCUUUUUUUAUGUUAAGGCUACAUUAUUGCAAUAUGAACACACUAUUUACACACACUGCAUUUGAUCAAAAUUUGGGUUGUGCAUUUUCUAUUUAUUUAUAUUUUUUCUCUAUCUUUACAUGUUAUAAAAUAGAUAACUUACAUUUUACUAUUUUAUUAAUUUCAUUUUGCAAAUGGUUAAUAAUUCUUAUCAAGUGUUAUAGACUUUUAACCACUUUCUUGUAUAUAUCCUGAUGAGUGUGUAAUUUGACUUAUGGGGUUAUGAGAUUGGAAUUGCUUUAUUCUGGGGACAAUGGCUGACCUUUAUUUUUUUCCCUAUAUGUUUCUCACUAGAACAAACAUAUCCCAUAUAACGCACUGAAAAAUUGAAAUUAAGUCAAGCUUUUAUGAUCACUAGGGCGUCGUUGUUGUUAUGCAAACAAUUUAAGGUAGCCCAUUAUUCAAACAUUUUAAAGGUUAUCAAGUUUGACUAUGAAACUCGGAAUACUUUCUUUAUAUCAUAACAAGGUGCAGUUGUUAGACAAGUGGCAUAAUUCUGAAAGUAAUUUAAUUAGAGUUAUGCCCUAUUUUAACUUUUUAACAGACGAGUGUCAUCACGUCAUGCAUUGCUCUUGUUAAACAUAUUGUUGACUAAGUAUUUUGAACACAUAAUUUAUACACAUUGCAUCUGAUCAAAAUUUGGGCUGUGUAUUUUCUUAUUUUUAGCUCGACUUUUCUAUGAAAAGGGGAGCUAUCCUACUCGCCCCGGCGUCGGCGUCGGCGUCGGCGUUGGCGUCACACCUUGGUUAAGUUUUUCGUACCACCCCACUUUAUUUCAGAAGUAUUACAAGUAUGGCUUUGAAACUUACCAUACUUGUUCACCAUCAUAACCUCCAUCUACAGACAAGAGUACAUAACUCUGUCAAGGUUUUUGACAGAAUUAUGGCCCUUUUUUGACUUAGAAAGUGUAUUGAGCUUGGUUAAGUUUUUUGUACCACCUCACUUUAUUUCAAAACCAUUGGAGGUAUUGCUUUGAAACUGACCAUACUUGUUUACCAUCACGACCUUCAUCAACAGACAAGAGGACAUAACUCUGUCAAGGUUUUUGACAGAAUUAUGCCCCUUUUUGACUUAGAAAAUACAUUGAAUAUGGGUAAAAUCCACUUAUUGCCUUAACCCUUUGAGAUAUUGCUUUGAAACUUUUAAUGCUAUUUCACAUCAUUACCCCCAUCUGUACGCAAGAGAAGGUAACUCUGUCAAGGAUUUGUUUUAAAAAUUAAGGCCUUUUAUCGACUUAGAAUCUUGGUUAAGUUUUUAGUACCAGUCCACUUUUUGACUGAACUGUUUGAGAUAUUAAUUUGAAAGUUGGAAUACUUGUUUACAAUCAUGAUUCCCAAACAUGUCCAGGAGAAGGUAAUUCUGUCAAAGAUUUUAUUUGAAUUAUGGCCCUUAACUGUCAAUGUUUUGUAUUAUAGGCAAGCACUAAAAAACUUAAAAAAUCUAAAAAAAUUCAUUCCUAUCCACUUGUUCACUUUACCAUAAAUUAUGUCAUAAUAAAAUAAUUCUUCACUAAAUAUCUUAAUGCUCAUGGCCAUUGUUCACUUUAAAAAUACAGAGAUUCUUGUAUUGCCUUUUACUGCAAAAACUUUUUUUAUUGGCAAGCAAUAAAAAAGUCGAGCGCGCUGUCUUACGGACAGCUCUUGUUCUUAAGUGUAGUUUAAAAUGCUUAAAUUAUAUUGUUUACCAAUAAUCUUUCAAUAUUGCAAUUUAAACACCUAAUUUAUAAACGCUGGAAAUUGGAUUGUCAUAUGUACAUAUAGAAGCAUUCAUCCCACAUCAUUAUAUAUAGACUAUAUACUACUGGUUGCUGUAUCUAAGUAUUUUGAUAUUGCCUGUACUAUCCCUAAUAAUCAAUUAUGAACAGGUAUUCCAUAUCUAAACCAUGACAAGUCGUAUACACAAUUUCAUCACGGUUAAAUUACAAUGCUAAAAUUACAUUGUUUAGCAGUAAUCACACACUCAGAGGCACUUAUAACCCGACACUUACAUUUUUCUGUAUAAUUUGUUUAUUUGGGAACUGAUUUUGUUCAACUUUGGGCCAUACAAAAGUCAACAUAUCUUACUUACUGCUUAGAAUUUAAUUUACAAUUCAUUGACAAGAAAAUAGAGAAAAUAACAAAACAAAUAUGCUUCUGCAAAAUAAAAAAUAACAGAAUGGCUGUAAAUUUUGUAACAAAAUUCAAAGUCUCUGAAUCCCACCAAAUCUUAUGUUAACCAGUUCUAAUACUUUGUGUGUCCUCCCAUGGCUAUAACAACGUGUAACCACCUGUCUCAUGGUUAUAACGUAGUUUCUCAUGAAAGCUUGGGGAAUAUUUGUCCAUUCUUGAACAAGGGCUUCCUCAAGUUCCAGCAACUCCUGCAUACCAAGGCACCAGGUCUAAAUAUCACAAUUGUCAGCUGAAUUGAACAGGCGUGUGAGAAAGCGACCAGAAGCCCCUUACAAUUGUUUGAACUUGAGCAAGCCCUUGUUUAGGAAUAGAGAACUGUGGGGCAAAGGUGUUUACGUUGUUAUAGCCAAUUGGGUGGACACACAAAGUGUUUAACUGUUGAACAUACAGAUUUAGUAGGAUUAACAGACUUUUCAUUUUGUAACGACUUUUACAGUCAUUCUGUGAUUUUUCAUUUUACAGUAGCCUACUUGUUUUCUUGCUUUUUU